GCACCCAUCGCUAUAUUACCUUGCCAGUCAAAUACCCACAAUGACCAAACGCCCGCGCGACUUCGACAUUCAGUGCCAGCUUGACGACAUCACAACUGAGCUUAAAAAAGCUAAAAAGCAAGUGCGCGUGGCGCAAAGCAACGUGGAGGCGACCGAGUCCGCCAAGGACGCGCUCAAGGCGAGAGUUGACAAGAUAAAGCAGAAGCUCGAGACGCCAGGUCUGAGCGAGCAGGAAAAGGCGGCGCUGAUUGCGAAGCGGAAGAAGCGCGUCGCCAAUUUGCAGUAUGUGGACAAGGAACUCCAGCUGUGCAUGGAGGUGUCGCAGCUGCGCAGCAAAAAGCUGGAGCUGCUCAAGGAGAUGGAGCAGCUGCUGCUCAAUUGGCUGGACGAGACGCCGGUCGACGAUGCCGCCACCGCUAUGAUGGCGCGGCUCCGUGAGCUGCGCGGCCGCCUGUUGAAGCCUGGCGGCGUCAUGGACUUCCCCAGCCCCGGCCUUCUCUUUGACCCCAAGGCCACGCAAGUGUACAUCCGCGACUGCUACAAGCCGCUCUUCAAGGAGCUGGUGGACUCCACGUGCAAGGACAUCAUCAUCACAGGCACGCCGGGCAUCGGCAAAAGCUCCUUCCUGUACUACCUGCUGGGCCGGCUGCUGGCGCUGCCGCAGCCGCCGCCCUACAUCCUGUGGGAGCAUCACAUCAAACCCACCAAGAUGUGGCGCUAUGACUGCGCAAGUGAAGAAGUGCGCACGGGCACCCGGCGGACCUUCGAGGAGCAGUUGAAGGACAAGAAGUCGUGGUACAUCUGCGACGACAUGAUCCCGAACCACUGUGUGGCCGCGCGCGUCAUCCUUAUCACCUCGCCGAACAAAUCCACUACGAAGGAGAUGAAGAAGUCGGUUGCCAGAGUGCUGUACAUGCCGCUGUGGGACCAGGAGGAGCUGCUGGCGUGCCGCGAGAAGGUGUACAGCAACGUGCCCAAGGACCUGGCGGUGCAGCUGUACGAGCGGUACGGUGGUGUGGCGCGCUACGUGCUGCGCGUGCCGUCGCAGUUGCCGGAUCUGGAUCUGGAGAAUCUAACGAAAGAGCUAGCCACGGCGCUGCACACAUUAAGCAUCGAUCAAGUCACCUCGGGCAUUGGCAGUCUCGAGGCGGGGCCGGAGGUCAGCCACCUUGUGCUGCACAUCAUCACCACCUACAGCAACGACGAUACCAACACCGACGAGUUGUUCGAGGUGUCGCACGUGGACUUCGCGAGCCGGUGGGUCGCCGACGCCUGGUUGGCCAAGAAGAUUGGGGACGACCUCGCCAAGCUGGAAAGUCUGGUGAGGCGCUCGUCUGGGCCCAUCCGCGGCUACGCGUUCGAGCGCCUCAUGCACCGACUGCUGGCCAAGGGUGGGACAUUCACCAUCCAGCGCAUCGACGCCCAGCCCAUCCAAAGUAAGGCUUGGACCCGCUCGGAGCCGGACGAGCUCCCACUGCCCGCUGCCUCCAAAACAAAGAGCUUCAAGGACAUCGGCGACCUCCUGGCGCACGGCGACGGCAAGCACAUCCCAGACAACGUGUACUUCACGCCGGAGCGCACCGACUUCCCAACAGUGGACGCAGUCCUGCGCCGGGGCAAGUCGCUGCUGCUGUUCCAGUUGAACGUCUCCAGCCGCGGCAAGAUGCUGAGCGCGAGCGCGCUGACGGACCUGUACGAGCGCCUAGGCGUCUCACGCCUGAAGCGCAAGGAGCGCUACACAUCCCUGCAGCUGUUCUUCGUGGUGCCCCCCGACGUGCACGACAGCUUCAAGCUGCGGGCGGACAGCAGCUCGUGGCCUCCAAACGGCGAACAGCAGCCGGACGCCGCGCGCACCUGCGUGUAUGUUCUCAAGGGCGGUGGCGCGUCGUAGUAGCCAGCAGUUCGGUUGCCGCAAGCACCAGGCUGGCACACACACAUACACACACACACACACACACACACGGCGUAGAUAGUGUCCAGUCUAGCGGCGGUUAGCAGAUUGCGUGGGAGAGAAGGCAACUGCAUGCAUGCCUGGCUCUAUGAUGACGGCAUGGAGGCCGGGUGUGUGUGUGUGUGUGUGUGUGUGUGUGUGUGUGUGCAUUCAGCAGUGCGCGUGUGUGCGAACAUGACCAUGUGAGUGCCGGCAGGGCAGGGGUGCAGGAGUGUUGUAUGCCGUAGUAUUCGCACUGCUAGUACUUUAGAUGCUAUAGGGUGGCCGGUGUGUACUUGAUGCUCGCUGGGACGUUAUGACGAUCUCAAUGCCACGGGGGAGAGGCCUGCGCCGCGGCUGGCUUUUGCUUGAAGCUUCCGGGGAAACAACAAGCAAGGGAGCCGCCGUGGCGUACGAGUGCUUAUCGACGACAUGGGUGCGUGGGGCAAUGAACGCAACGACACGUGGGGGGAGUAUCGAUGACCUUAUGGGCACAGUCGCCUGUGGGCACAGGCGACUGGCUCGAGAGAUGUCUGUCCCUUAUUGUCACUAUGAGCAGGAUGGUGGCGAUGAAGACGGUUUGUGAUGGCUUUGGGCGGCAGAUAGCUGAGCGAGGCGGGGCAGGCGACGGUCGGUGCACCUCAUCUCUUGUCUCUUGACAAGGCCCGCUGCGCGGCUGUUUCAUCGACGCGAACAUACAUGUAUGUAUUGGGGGGGAGAUGAAGGUACUUAAUUUUGUUUGUACAUUUGUCGGACUCCUGGGGCGGCCUGUCCCGAGACGUUCCACGUGGGCAUGCUGGGUGGCACGCCUGCUGGCAGGGGGCAAGGGCGGAGUUGAAGUUGUGUGACCUGGUUGGCGGAGCGCCCUGCUGCCCGCCGCUGACUGGCGCGUGCCGACCGGGGGCAAGGGGUUGCGCUGCAGCAGGGGACUAGCGGCCGGGGUCUCAUGCCGGUGGGUGGGUGGCACCAGGAGGAUGGCAACUUCUGAGGUGGGGGCGGGCUGGCACUGCGGUGUGUGCAUAGGAACACCAAACACAGUGGCGUUCCUCCUAGCACGUUGGCGGUGCGGCGGAGGCGUUGAGGGAUGUGGUACGGCUCAAUCUGUGGGUGGCUAAGCUGGGCGUUUGUGUUGCCGAGAUGUACCAUACGGGUGUUGCAGCUGCUUGCGGGGCGCAGCAGGAUGGAGGAUGUGCGCUUAAAGAGCACAGGGAACAAAAGGAUGUGCGUGUUGUGCAUCAGCUGGCUGGCGAAGCCUAGUGCGGAGGAGUCUUGGCCAGUGAAGUCGAGUGUCAUGACCUGGCGCGUGUGCGCGAGCAACGUGUGUGCACAUGCGUCGUCGUAUGCCACAUCUACGGCGGUGUUACGGCGGUUAUACGGUCUGGUCAUGAGCAUCACACAGGAUAGCCUUCGGUGGGAUACUGGUGCAGCCCAAAGUUCUUGGGCAAGUGUGAAGCAGCUAUUGGCUUCGGCCUUUUGCUUCCAAGUGUUCCCUCAUGUUAGCCGUCUGCCAGUC
This is a messenger RNA of Chlamydomonas reinhardtii, 3443 nucleotides long. RefSeq lists its product as uncharacterized. Bases 41 to 1891 code for a protein of 616 amino acids. The transcript is spliced from 10 exons. NCBI's taxonomy places the organism in Eukaryota, Viridiplantae, Chlorophyta, Chlorophyceae, Chlamydomonadales, Chlamydomonadaceae. The record is from RefSeq and is a predicted model, not a curated record.